Molecule: messenger RNA, 554 nt
Organism: Argentina anserina (silverweed cinquefoil)
Lineage: Eukaryota; Viridiplantae; Streptophyta; Magnoliopsida; Rosales; Rosaceae
Exons: 2
Coding region: 92-505 (137 amino acids)
Source: RefSeq, a predicted model, not a curated record
AAACCCAGUUUUCCAAAGGUGUUUGAAUAAAGAUUUUGGUGUUGUUGAGGGUUGAAAAGUAGUGUGAUAGGGUGUUUAGUAGAUAAGCACAAUGGAGGAGGUAGGCUUGUGUUUGGAGGAAUGGGAUUUGAAGGAAAGAAAUCUAGAAAAGGCCUUCAAGAUUUGCUAUUCCCGCUGUAAGAAGGUUGAAGAUGAAUUCGACUCAACCCGGAGGAGGAAAUCAGUUGAAGGUUUAAGGUUUAAGGCCCGGGAGGAGGAAAUCAGGCUCUGGGAGAAGCAGUUGCAAGAGAAGGAGUCUUAUUUUGAGUCCCUGAGGGUAUCUGAGGAGGAGGAGUUGGAUGCAAUUGAAGAGGUGAUAACAGAGAAGCUAAUGCAAGUUGAACAAGUUAAGACUAAGUUGGAGUGUGUUAGUUUAUUGGUUGAAGAAAAGAGGCAGGAGCUUGAUAGUAAAGAGAAGCGGUCUCUGGAAGUUGAGAAGUUGGUUAGAAAACGAGAGGGAGUGUGAUUUGAUCCAAAACCGUAUUGAAGGGGGGACGGUGCAUUUGAGGAGGAUU